This is a messenger RNA of Poecilia latipinna (sailfin molly), 1354 nucleotides long. RefSeq names its product protein spire homolog 2-like. Gene Ontology annotation, molecular function: actin binding; microtubule binding. Bases 32 to 1324 code for a protein of 430 amino acids. Gene Ontology annotation, biological process: Golgi vesicle transport; cleavage furrow formation; intracellular transport. NCBI's taxonomy places the organism in Eukaryota, Metazoa, Chordata, Actinopteri, Cyprinodontiformes, Poeciliidae. Gene Ontology annotation, cellular component: cell cortex; cytoplasmic vesicle membrane. The record is from RefSeq and is a predicted model, not a curated record. The transcript is spliced from 11 exons.
AAAUGUUUGACAUUUGUUUUGUGCCGCUCAGAUGCUGAAGAAGAUUUCCUCCAAAGAAGCUCUGGAGGACCAAUCCACGGCCGAGCUGGACGCGCUGAAGCACAGAGACUGGGCUCGUCUGUGGGUGCAGCUGAUGAAGGAGCUGAGGCAGGGGGUGAAGCUGAAGAAGGUCCAGGAGCAGCCGUUCAACCCGCUGCCCACCGAGUUCAGCCUGACGCCCUUCGAGAUGCUGAUGCAGGACAUCCGAGCUCGCAAGUUCCAGCUUCGCAAAGUCAUGGUGGACGGUGAUAUUCCUACCAGAGUGAAGAGAAGCGCCCAUGAGCUGAUCCUGGACUUCAUCAGAUCCAGACCUCCUCUUAAACCUGUCUCAGAGCGCAGCCUUCCUCCUCCUCCUCCGCGGGAGCCUUCGCUUCAUGACCGGAUUCUGGCAGAGAUCAAGCAGGAGAGGAAGCUCAGGCCUGUGGUGCCGCACACCGCCAGGCCAUUCGGCUCGCUGCCCUGUCUGGCUCAGACGUGUCCUUGCAAUGUCAAAUCUACGUCAUGCAUCGAUCUGUCUGUGUCGGAGCCCCGGCCGUCGCUGCGGCCUCGCAUCCUGCUCAAGGCCCCGACGCUGGCGGAGAUGGAGGAGAUGAGCAUCUCUGAGGAAGAGGAGUCCCCGGACAGCGGGGACAUGAGGAGGACUGAGAGCUCUCCGGCGCCGCUGAAAAGAGACCGAUCGUUUUCGGAGCAGGACCUGGCCUUCCUCCGCGGGGACAUGCUUCCCUCGCUGUCGGAGUCAGCCCAGCUGGGCGAGACGGUCAGACUGCAGGACGUGAGGCCGCGGUCCAGAACGCUGACUGGUGCCGGAGCGCCUCCUUAUCACCGAGCUUCCUUCCCCGUCUACGGCUGGGCGCCGCCGUCUCCCGCUCGCCUGUCUCUGAGUUCGGUCGACGAGGCCACGGAGGGCCUCGAGACGACAACGGACUCCAGAAGCGGAGACCAGUGGAUGGAGGAGUUCAGCCACCCCGUUGAGAGUCUGGCCCUUACGCUGGACGAGAUCAUCAACGUGCGUCGAGUACUCGUCAAGGCAGAAAUGGAGAAAUAUCUUCAGAGCAAGGAGUUGUACAGCAACCUGAAGCGAGGAAAGGUUUGCUGCUGCUGCAGAGUGAGAUUCCCUCUCUUCUCGUGGCCAUCUACGUGCUUACUGUGCAAAAGGUCAGUGUGUGGCUCUUGUAGUGCAAAGAUGAAGAUUCCCUCCAAGAAGAUGGCUCAUAUUCCUGUGUACACGGUGGGAUUUCACAGCACCCCAAAAGGCCAUGAACACAAAAGCCAAGUCUACAAGUGAGUCUUUGCUUUUAUUGAGCAAUUUAAAAAG